Messenger RNA from Aspergillus niger, 303 nucleotides. RefSeq lists its product as hypothetical. Lineage: Eukaryota; Fungi; Ascomycota; Eurotiomycetes; Eurotiales; Aspergillaceae. The record is from RefSeq and is a predicted model, not a curated record. Bases 1 to 303 code for a protein of 100 amino acids. The transcript has 2 exons.
AUGGCGAAAAGUGUUGAGGUCGGUGCUGAAGGAGCAGCAGCAGCAACCGCGGCAGGUAGAGUAAGGAGGGCCAGAAUAAGAAUAGCAAAGGCAGUAAGAAUGUCCGAGGAAAUGGAAACAGAGAGGACAGUAGGACCCGGGGCGCAGUUGGUGCUGGAGAGCUUGCGAGGGAAAUCCGGGCCUGAUGCCUGGAGAAGACUGGGAUGGGUCAACUUGGACGAGCUGGCAAAGGCAGAUGGGGAGGAGAAGGUGGUAGUGAUCGCAGUUGAGGAAUCGAGGAAGGACGGGGUCCAAGCAGGCUGA